Molecule: messenger RNA, 3621 nt
Organism: Solea solea (common sole)
Lineage: Eukaryota; Metazoa; Chordata; Actinopteri; Pleuronectiformes; Soleidae
Product: proprotein convertase subtilisin/kexin type 5
Exons: 14
Coding region: 38-2488 (816 amino acids)
Source: RefSeq, a predicted model, not a curated record
UUUCCCUCACUUGCAGUGACAGUCCUCGGGCACAGGCAUGAGGUCCGCCGCCGCCGCCGCCUUUCCGAUCCUGAUCUGCUGCGGAUUUAUUGCAUGCAGAGCCUCGUCGUUCUGUCCGAGCGGACAGUUCAUGCUGAAGGGCCAGUGUGUCCUCUGCCAUCCCACCUGCUCCGAGUGUGACGGACAUGAGCUGUUUGAAUGCACGACCUGUGGAGUUGAUGAAGAUGGACAGGAACAUUUCCUUCACCAAGGUCGCUGUCGGACACAUUGCCCUCGGGGACUCUAUCCUGACAGGGGUCACUACGUGUGCAUGCCCUGCAUCGCCAAUUGUGAACUCUGCACAGAUGGCUACAUAUGUGCCAAAUGUCGGGAACACUACAAACUUAAGAAUGGUGUCUGCCAAACGGCGUCCUGUGACAAAGGACAGGUGCAGGACCCAGACACGGGUGAGUGCAUUGACUGUGUGAUGGGCUGCAAAACAUGUUCCACAGAAAACCCCGAGAACUGCAACAGCUGUGGUGAAGGUUACUUUCUUUUCAGACACCAGUGUCGCAGACAUUGUCCACAGGGCACCUAUGAGGACGGGGGCAGGGGUGUGUGUCUGUUCUGCCCAGCCCCAUGCACAGAUUGCAGGAGUGACACCAGCUGCCUCGCCUGCCAACCAGAUUAUUUCCUCAAUGGAGGCGAGUGCAUUAAACAGUGCCCUCAGCAGACCUACAGUGACUCCAGUGGGUGGCACUGUCAGCCUUGCCACAGCUCAUGCCUCACGUGCCUUGGACCUCGUUCAACGGACUGUGAGCUUUGUCUUGGUGGAAACCCUUCUCUUCAUGGACAGUGUCCUCUAGUCAACUGUCCACCGGGACAGUACUUUGACGAAGAUGGGACCUGCAGACGCUGUCCUCCCCACUGUGACGUCUGCUCAGAUGACGGGGCCUGUUACAAGUGCAGUUUCCUCUAUUUGAUGCUGAAUGGUGUGUGUAAAGCUAGUUGCCCUGUGGGGUAUUAUGAGGAUAUGGAGGAGGGCCGCUGUGGUCAGUGUCACCCUACCUGUGCCACCUGUGCAGGGCCCUUGGCAGAUGACUGUGAGACCUGCUCAACAUUUAGCCCCAAACUCUACAAGGGUGCAUGCUUCAAAGACUGUGUGACUGGUACUUACUAUGAACCUGAAGCCAUGGAAUGUCAAGAAUGCCACCAGACUUGCACGACGUGUUCCGGCUCUGAUGCAAACCAGUGCACUCAGUGCGAGAAGGGACUCGUGCUGGAUCCAAACACAUUGAUGUGUGGUGUGACGAGUGACACGGACUGUCCACCUGGGACCUACCUACACGAUGACCAGUUCACCUGUAUGGGUUGCUACAGGCACUGUUACUCCUGUGAUGGGCCAGGGAACAACGAAUGCAACACUUGUGUCGUACCAAACUACCUCCAUAACAGCACAUGUGUUAGCGAGUGUCCAGACGGAACGUACAAAUCGAGACAGGAUGUGGAUGGGAAGGAGCUUGGACUCUGUCUACCCUGUAACCACGUCUGUUCCACCUGCGACGGAGCUUCACCGAGAGAUUGCCAAUCCUGUUCUCCAGGACACCUGCGACUCCUGCAUCUCUGUGUCACUCACUGUCCCACAGGAUAUUUCAAAGAGGGCUCCCACUGUGAGAAAUGUGACCGGUCCUGUGAGGGGUGCACAGGACCAGGUCCUGAUUCCUGCAGGGCCUGUCCUCCACCUCUUCUGGAGCUGCAAGGCACAAAGUUGUGUGUUCAACACUGUCCACAACGCUUCUAUCCACACAAUGACGGAUGUCAACAGUGCCACACCAGCUGUGAGACAUGCAUUGAAGCCUCACCUCAAAGCUGCCUCACAUGUGACAGGGGCAGCAUUUUAAAGGACAAAGUCUGCUAUCCACGCUGUGAGGAGGGCCGCUACUUUUCGUCUGAGGAAACCUGUGAGCCAUGUGACGACUCAUGUAGGCACUGUACUGGCCCCAGACCUGACCAGUGUCUUACGUGUCACCCUGACUCUGCUCUUCAUGCUGUGGAGAACCGCUGUGCCCGCUGCUGUCAGGCUGCUGUCAAUGACACUGACUGCUGUGUUUGUGACAGCCGCUCAGCUCUGUGUGUGGAGGCUCCCCACCCCAAAUCAGGAGUUGGCCAGGGAAUGGACCUAAAUAUGUCCUCCAGAGGUGUAAAUCACACCCCUGCAGCCUUGCCUAUUUCCCUAUUGCUAGCACUGGGGUUGGCUCUGGCUGUGUUCGCCUUGGUCAAAGCUCAUGCUCGGAAAAGGUUGUGUUGGGGCCAAAGCUAUGAAAGACUGAGUGGCAGCGCCAGCAUCAACAUGCCCCAUGGUGUGCCUGAGCCGGACAGUGGAGACGAGGCGGAUGUGGUGUACACCAGUAGAGGUGGCUCAGUGUAUCGACGCUACAGCUUCAUCCAUGAGCAGGACAAUGAGGCGGACCAGGAUGUGGAUGAGAGCACUUGUCUAAAUCAAUCUUAAAUACAAUCCAAACCAGAACUUACAAUAGGUCCUGAAGUAAGGAGUGGCUUGUGGAUGUACACUAUUAUCAAGACUGACAGGUGAAUUCAAAGACGUGUAGUAGCCUAACUACGAUGUAUCUAUGUAGUUUUCUUUUUCAGCUUUUUGUGUUUUUGUUUUAUUCUACAAAGUGCCUGUAUCUUUACAAUGCACAUGACCUUCAGUAGUAAAGGUCAACCGACAUCGGUUUUUCUAUAGCCGACACCGAUGUUAAUGAGUCAGGGUUAGCCGAUGGCCGAAAUAUGCUUUUUUUUCCUUUUUCUGUUGAUUAACAAACAGAUUGCUUACAAACUAAAUUAUCACAAUCUAAAAGAAUAAAAAAAAACAAUAAAAUAGCUUUGUUGUGUUACACAGCCUUGUAUGGGCCAUGCAAACCAUCUGUGACAGAUAGACCAGAUUUAGUGAUGAAGCAAACUGUGCAAAAAAAAGUCUUGCACUCUUUAUCGCGGCAUCUGACAUACCAUUUGAUCCUCCGCAGUAGCAAAUAAACCUUAUCAUAUCUCUGUGAGGAGAGCACGUCUGCUGUCUGUGAUCGGGGCAGAGUAACGCAUCUCUCACUCACGCCGUGUUCGUGUGAGCUGCUCCACAAAGAGUGAAAUUCUGCGACUAUGACAAAAGUGUAGUUUAUGUAUCAAGAUGGGACAUUUUUAUCGUUUGGCAGCGACGACGUCGGAGGUCAACAGGUCAAUUUUUUUUAACGCUGGCUCAGAACUUAUAAAUAAAAAAACAUUUUCUGUCUCACGGAACACAUUUUAAAAACAUUUGAGAAUUGAAAUUCUAAAUGAAUGAGUCAUUUAGAAUUUGAAAAUAUAUUUUAUCCGUCAAGCGACAAUGUCGGAGGUGCCAUCCAUCAAUAACACUGGGCUGCCUGCGGACGCGCCUGACUGUAAAUCAACGUACUUUUUUAAUCCAUCGGCCGAGCGAUUUAUCGGUCGACUAUUCAGUAGUUAGUUGUAGGCAACUGGACUUGCUUGAGUAACAUGUGAAGACAUUUCACCACCUCUCAUCUGAGAGUAGAAGCCUCUUGAGAACCUUCUAGGUCAAAUUUACAUGACAUUGUGUACGAAUAAAUCCAUAUAUUUGUGUAUACAGUA